Messenger RNA from Trichoderma aggressivum f. europaeum, 1899 nucleotides. RefSeq lists its product as uncharacterized. Bases 1 to 1899 code for a protein of 632 amino acids. Gene Ontology annotation, biological process: protein N-linked glycosylation. The transcript has 6 exons. Gene Ontology annotation, cellular component: membrane; oligosaccharyltransferase complex. Lineage: Eukaryota; Fungi; Ascomycota; Sordariomycetes; Hypocreales; Hypocreaceae. The record is from RefSeq and is a predicted model, not a curated record.
AUGCGAUUCUCUGUUGCCUCAACACUUUUGGCGCUCGCCACGGUCGCCUCCGCUGCUUCCUCAUGGACCUUUUCGGACGGUACCGUCAAAGUGUUCUCAAAAGCUGGCAAUGAUGCGGUAGAGAAAUUCAGCGGCGUUGAUCGAGUGCAAAACACCCUUACUCUGGGUCACCAGGACAAGCUCAAGGUGACGCUCACGACAAAAGACGGUUCCACGGCGAAGCGACCACACCAAGCUUUCUUGGUCGUGAAGGAGGCAUCCGGUCUGGAGGCUCCUUUCCCGUUGACUGUGAAGGACUCUGGAAAGGGAACGGUCGAAAUUUCUCAGAAAGAUCUCCCCGUCCAACUGCUUCUUUCUCAAGAGCCUCUCGAAGCCAGCCUUGUUCUGGCCUCCUUUGGCUCUUCCAAGGGCUCAGUCACCCCUGUUUUCGAUUUCACCGUCAAGCUGGACGCGGCCACCUCUGCGCCUAGUUACGAGAAGCCACUGCGAUAUGGCAAGCUCGCUGAGAUCCAUCACAUUUUCCGAGCCGAUCCCAAGAACCCUCCCAAAAUUGUCUCUAUUACAUUUGCACUCGCCGUAGUUGCUACUGUGCCUGCCCUUUUUAUUGGCUGGUUUGCUCUUGGCGGGAACUUUACCCAUGUGCAGAAGGCCCUGGGAAAUGCCCCCAUAUCCCAUGUCGUCUUCUUCGGAUCAAUCGUUGCUAUGGAGGGUGUCUUCUUCCUCUACUACACGCAGUGGAACCUGUUCCAGACCCUGCCUGCGAUUGGCGCUGUUGGCGUCGCCGCCUUCUUGAGCGGAACCAAGGCUUUGGGUGAGGUUCAACGCCGACGAUUGGCCGGCGAGAGGGCGUUUACACCACCAUCUGCCGAAGAGACUGUUAAUCAUCCGGCGUUUGCUUCGGUAAUCUGGGCUCUGGAGCCUCAUCGGCAAGGCACGGUUGAGGCUGCAAAAGGGCGAGGUGGUCCUGUGAAGAUUGCUUGGGAGAUUCAUGGAGAUGGGCCAACUAAAGUUCUGCUCAUCAUGGGUUUGGCCGGUAUAAAGACAUCGUGGCAGCGCCAGACGAAAUACUUUGGCCACGACCGCUCAAAUGAGUACUCCGUCCUCAUCCUGGACAACCGAGGCAUGGGCGACAGCGACAAGCCCAUUGCGCGCUACACCACCAGCGGCAUGGCCGCCGACAUCGUCGAGGUGCUCGACCACGUCGGCUGGACCUCCGAGCGCGAGGUCCAUCUCGUCGGCAUUUCCCUCGGCGGCAUGAUCGCCCAGGAGGUCGCCUGUGCGAUUCCCACCCGCCUGCGCUCCCUGACCUUGAUAGGGACCACGGCGCAGUUCGAGAGCGGGCCGGCAAAGUCCUGGUCCGACGCCAUGUGGCAGCGCCUGAGCUUCGUCAUCCCCAAGUCAGAGGACCAGAGCAUCUUCGACACUGGCCGCAAGCUCUUCCCCGAGGAGUGGCUUGCCGCCCCGGAUGAUGCCGCGUCGCUGCCCUCGCCAAAGACGACGUCUCGGUGCGGCCCCGCGCCCGGCACGCCUGACGGAGAGUAUCGCGCCUUUGACAGCAAUUUCCAGCGGUUUCAGGCGCAGGAGCUCUUCAAGAAGCGCCACGCAAGCUGGUUCACCCAGCAGGGCUUCCUGUGCCAGCUGAUUGCGGCGGCAGGGCAUCGGAAAACGCCACAGCAGCUGCGCACGAUGGCGGAUCGCGUAGGGAGGGAGCGCAUCCUGAUCAUGCAUGGGACGGUAGAUAAUAUGAUUACGGUGCCGAAUGGAGAGAAGCUGAUCAAGCUCAUUGAGCCGGGAACGGGGUUGAUUGUCGAGGGAAUGGGUCAUGCACCAAUUAUGGAUAGAGCAGAGUGGCUCAACGGCCUAUUGGAGGAGAGAUUCACGGCUUGGGGGAAACUGUGA